AUGAAAGGCGAAAAUAAAAGUAACAUCGUGGAAAAGAAAAAAAAAAAAUAUGUAUUAGAUUCGAACAGUUUAAUUAAAUUUAAAGAUUUUUUGUUUAUGAAUUAUGAUUGUUAUAUAACAGAAGGCGUAAUCAAAGAAAUUAAAGAUGAAUCAUCACGAAAUAAAUUAAACAAUAUACUUCCUUUACUAAAAAUAUCAAGAGCUGAGCAAAAUGAUAUUAAUUUUAUAAAGCAUUUUUCAAAAUUAACUGGGGACUAUGAUUCAUUAAGUGAAGUAGAUAUAGAAGUCAUAGCAUUGACAUAUAAUUUACAUAGAAAAUUUGGAGAUGUUUCAAAGUUAAAUGCUAGCCCCAUGGAAACCAUUUAUAAAUAUGACGAUGUUCAAUAUGACUAUUCCAACCUUAAUUCUAAAAAUAAUCGAAAUAAUAAAACAGAUACUUUUGAAAAACGGGAAGAUGGCGAAGUGGAAGAAAAGGAGGAGGUAGAAGAGGAUGAAAAAAAGGAAAAAGAUGAAGAUGAAGAAGGUGAAAAAGAUGAAGAAGAUGAAGAAGGCGACGAGGUUACUGAGGAAGAAGUGGGGGAAGAUGGGGAGGAGAAAAAUAAAAAGAUCUUUGGGAUAGAAACAAUAAAAGAAGAAGUGGUAGAAGUUGAUGAAAAUAAAAAUGAUGAUGAUGGGGGUAAAUGGAUUAAUGUGAAUAAUUUUGAUGUAUUUAAUUUAAAUGUAGAUCAAAAUAAAAAAUUUGAAAGUGAUAUAGCAUGUGUUACAACAGAUUAUGCUAUGCAAAAUGUAUUAUAUCAAAUUGGGUUAAAUGUUAUAACUAUUGAUGGAUAUCAAAUAAGAUCUAUUAAAUUAUGGGGAUAUAUAUGUACAUCAUGUUAUUUUUUUAUGAGAAAAAAUUCGUUGUUAUUUUGCUCAAAGUGUGGCAAUAAUAGUUUGAGAAAAGUUAAUGUAAUUGUGGAUAAUGAAUUAAAAAAAUUAGUUGUAAAAAUCCCCAAUUUUAAAGUAAAUUAUAAAAAUACUAUAUUUAGUAUUCCCAAAAAAAAAAAUAAAAAUAAAUCCAAAAAUAAAUUUGAAGAUAAGCUUCAGAUAUUUAGAGAAGAUGAAUUAUUAAUAGGAGGAAGAAAGCAAUAUUUAAAUUAUCAAAAAAAAUUAUAUGAUAGUCAAAAAAAUAUUAAAUACCCUUUUAAGGAUGAAAAUAUGGGUGAAUAUAUAAAUGACUGGACAUAUAGAACAACCUUAAAAAAUGGUAAAAUAGCUAUUCUUAAAAAUCCCAAAAUUAUUGUAGGAGGUAAACGAAAUACUCACCAUAAAAGGAAAUGA
Plasmodium berghei ANKA is the source of this 1320-nucleotide messenger RNA. Its product is annotated as RNA-binding protein NOB1, putative. The record is from RefSeq and is a predicted model, not a curated record. Gene Ontology annotation, molecular function: RNA endonuclease activity. Gene Ontology annotation, cellular component: preribosome, small subunit precursor. Gene Ontology annotation, biological process: ribosomal small subunit biogenesis; maturation of SSU-rRNA. The transcript has a single exon. NCBI's taxonomy places the organism in Eukaryota, Apicomplexa, Aconoidasida, Haemosporida, Plasmodiidae. The coding region runs from base 1 to 1320 and encodes 439 amino acids.